AGAGCGCGUAGAGUAAGAAGGAUUUAGAGAACUGGCUCGGUCUGCUGUUGAGUGAGUAAAUAGCGGUGGUUUGAGCAGGUUCGUGGAGUUGGAGAGUCAAUGCACGGCAAGCACCGGCCCGGUAAGUGCGUUCGUUCCUACUCCACCUUCACCGCGCAAAUUGCAGUCAGAUUGCUCUAUCUGAACAGACAUCUAUAGAGAGAUAUAGACAUCAGACACCCAUACAAGCUACAAUUAAUGACACGAACCCUUCCGCGCGUGUUGACCAUCGCUGGCUCUGAUUCCUCCGGCGGAGCAGGAAUCGAGGCCGACCUCAAGACAAUUACUGCCCAUGGCUGCUACGGCAUGACCGGCAUAACAGGUCUCACCGCCCAGAACACAACCGGUGUUAAGGAUAUAUUCCCCGUGGCACCAAGUUUCCUGGAACUAGCACUGGACGCGGUUUUUACAGAUAUCGGUGUGGACGCAGUCAAGACAGGAAUGCUUGCGUCGGCUGCGACUAUCGAGUCCGUCACCAAGAAAUUGAAGGAAUAUCAAGCAUCAAACAUCUGCGUUGACCCUGUCAUGAUUAGCACCUCUGGAUCCCAAUUACUACCCGACUCCGCCGUAUCUGGCUACCUCGCCCACCUCUUCCCCAUCGCGACGAUAAUAACACCAAACAUCCAAGAAGCGCAGUUUUUGUACAAAGUAGCCACCGGGACCGAUAUCGUCGUCGACUCGCUCGAAGACGCUAAGCGGCUCGCGAUGGAACUGCAUAACCUGGGCCCGAAAUACGUGUUGCUCAAAGGUGGACAUCUGCCGUUGACGACCGAUGGCUAUACGCGCGUCAAAGAGCAGGCUGCUACGAGCGCUGAUGUGGUGGCUGAUAUAGUAUACGACGGAAGCACCUACGAGAUCAUUGAAUCUCCAUUUAUCAUCACCAAAAAUACUCACGGCACGGGCUGUACUCUAUCUUCGGCAAUCGCGUCAAAUCUCGCCAAGAAGAUGACCGUCGUGGACGCAGUCAAAGAAGCAAUCGACUACGUCCAUGGCGCCAUCGCCGACGACCUGCAGCUCGGGAAAGGCAACGGGCCUAUAAACCACCUACACCGAACGUACAUAUAGACAUCAAUCGAUAUUUCAUAACUGCCC
This is a messenger RNA of Myxozyma melibiosi, 1131 nucleotides long. Its product is annotated as phosphomethylpyrimidine kinase. The record is from RefSeq and is a predicted model, not a curated record. Gene Ontology annotation, cellular component: cytosol. The transcript is spliced from 5 exons. NCBI's taxonomy places the organism in Eukaryota, Fungi, Ascomycota, Lipomycetes, Lipomycetales, Lipomycetaceae. Gene Ontology annotation, molecular function: hydroxymethylpyrimidine kinase activity; phosphomethylpyrimidine kinase activity. The coding region runs from base 238 to 1104 and encodes 288 amino acids. Gene Ontology annotation, biological process: thiamine biosynthetic process.